GUGUCGGAGACGCCGGCCGCCCUGUCGCCGUCGUCGGGUGACCUGCUCUGGCCGCUGAUCCGUAGGGAGGACGCGGGGACACCCGGAAGCCGGAAAUGGACUCAGUGGCCUUUGAGGAUGUGGCUGUGAACUUCACCCAGGAGGAAUGGACUUUGCUGGAUCCUUCCCAGAGGAAUCUCUACAGAGAUGUGAUGCAGGAAACCUUCAGGAACUUGGCCUUUGUAGGAAUAAAAUGGGAAGACCGGAAUGCUAAAGAUAAGUGCAAAAGUCCCAGGAGAAAUCUAAGAAGUCGUAUGGUUGAGACAGAUUGUGAAAGCAAACAAGGGAGUCAAUGUGGAGAAACCUUCAGCCAGAUUCCAGAUUGUCAUCUGAACAAGAAAACUUCUCCAGGGGUGAAAGCAUGUGAAAGCAGUGUGCAUGACAUCUUCAUCAGUCAUUCAUCUGUUAGUAGGCACGUCAGAGCUCAUGCUGGACAGAAACUAUUUGAGUAUCGGGAACAUAAAGAGAAGCCAUAUAAAUGUAAACAAUGUGGGAAAGCCUUCAGUUAUCGCCACUACUUUCGAAUACAUGAAAGGACUCACACUGGCGAGAAACCCUAUGAAUGUAACCAAUGUGGCAAAGGCUUCAGUUGCUCUAGUACUUUUCGAAAUCAUGAAAGAACUCACACUGUAGAGAAACCAUAUGAAUGUAAGCAGUGUGGGAAAGCCUUCAAAUAUUACCAGUCCUUUCAGACACAUGAAAGAACUCACACUGGAGAGAAACCUUAUAAAUGCAGGCAGUGUGGUAAACCCUUCAGUUAUUCCAGUUCCUUUCGUAAUCAUGAAAGAACUCACACUGGAGAGAAACCCUAUGAAUGUAAACAAUGUGGAAAAACCUUCAAAUAUUACCAGUCCUUUCAGAUACAUGAAAGGACUCACACUGGAGAGAAGCCCUAUCAAUGCAGGCAAUGUGGGAAAGCCUUCACUUGUUCUAGUGGCAUUCGAAAACAUGAAAGAACUCAUGCUGGAAAGAAAUUGUAUGUUUGUAAGGAAUGUGGGAAGGCAUUUAUUUUUUCCAGUUCAUUUAGAAUGCAUGAAAGAACUCACAGUGGAUUAAAACCCUAUGAGUGCAAAAAAUGUGGUAAAGCCUUCAGUCGUUCCUUUUGCUUUCGAAUGCAUGAAAGAACUCACACCGGAGAGAAGCCCUAUGAAUGUAAGCAGUGUGGGAAAGCCUUCAGUCGUUCAAGUUCUUGUCAAAGACAUGUAAGGACUCACACUGGAGAGAAACCUUAUGAGUGUAAAACAUGUGGUAAAGCCUUCAGUAGUUCUAGUCACUUACAAAGACAUGAAAGAAUUCAUGCUGUGCAGAAACCCUAUGACUGUAAAGAAUGUUGGAAGUCAUUCAAUUGUCCCAGCUCCCUUCAAAGACAUGAAAGGGCCCACCUUGGGAAAAAAACAUAUGAAUGUGAAAAAUGUGAUAAAGCAUUCCAUUGUUCCAGUACUUUUGGACAGCCUGAAAGAACUCAUAAUGGAGAAAAACCUUAUGAAUGUAAGGAGUGUGGGAAAGCCUUCUUUGCUCUCACAAGCUUUCUAAGGCACAUCAUAAGUCACACUGGAGGUGGACCUUAAAAUAUAAGGGUUGUGGGAAAGCAUUUCUUAGCCCCAGUUCAUUUUAUAUACAUGAAAAAAAUCAUACUGGACACAAACCCUGCGAAUGUGAGCAAUGCUGUAAAACCUUAAAUCGUUUUGGUGCCUUUUGAAUACAGGAAGGAAAACACCCUACUGGACAGGAACCUUGUGAAUGUAAGGAAUGUGGGGAAGCCUUCUAUUGUUUCAGUUCCUUUUGAAUACAAGAAAGAAUUUAUACUUGGGAAAAGCCAUACAAAUAUUAGGAGUGUGGAAAAGCUUUCAUUUCUUAUAGUUCCUUUCAGAGACAUGAAAAAACACAAACUGCACAGAAACCCAGUGUAUACAUGUGGGAAAGCUUUCUUUAGCACACAGCCUUUCUACCACACGUGAGGAUGCAUAGUGCAGAGAACCCCUACAAAUGUAAAGAGUGUGGGAAAGCCUUUAGCCAUCCCAGUUUAAACCAAAGCUAUGAAAGAACACACAGGAGAGAAACCUUUUCGAUAUAAACAGUGUGCACCAGUCUUCAGGUGACCUACUGAAGGCAUUUUGGAGAAUCAGAGCUGCCUCUCCUGUGUAGGUCCACAGUGCUAGGGCCUUGAAGGUGGAAUGACCAGGGCUUCCUUGGGACCUUGAGGUUUGUUCCCCACCUUGGAGCUCUGCUCUCCACACUCUGGCACAGCACUGCUCAGCCACCCCAGCUGUGGCUCAGCUAGGCUCAGAUCAGCUUGUGUCACCACUCUGGAAAGCGCAAGCCAUGAGCCUUGGUCCAUGUGGUACUAAUUCUGCAGACAUAUAGAAUGCAAGAUAUGUGGAGGCAUGGUUUUCUCCACCAGGAUUUCAAAGGAUGGCUUGGACAGUCUGAGGGCCCAGGCAGAGAUCUGACAUGGUGGCAAAGCCACCACAAAGAUUUCCCACUAGGGCAAUGCCUAGUGGAGCCGUGGGAGUGGGGCUGUCCUGAACACCCAGAACUGUGUAGCCACCAGAGUACAGCACCAGCCUGGGAGAGCCACAGGCAUGUGACUUCAGUGCAUGUAGUCUGAAGCAUGGGCUAUGCCCAGCAACACUUUGAGGGCAGGCCUGCCCAGGACCUUGGGGGCACAACCCUCACCUCAGUGUGUUCAGGAGGUGAGGAAUGGAGUCAAAGAUUAUUCUCAAGCCUUAGGGUUCAAUGUUGUUUGCCUUGUUGGGUUUUGGACUUGGGAGAUGUUACUCAUUUCUUUUUUCCUAUCAUUGUCUUUUGAAAUGGGUAUGUCUAUCCUAUGCUUGUCUCACAAUUGUAUUUUGGAAGCACAUGCCUUGUUUCAUUUCACCAGCUCACAGCUGGAAGGAAAUCUGACAUCAGAAUGAGUUUUGGGGCUAUUGGGAUGGAAGGAAUGUAAUUUGCACGUGAGAAGGAUGUGAAUUUCAGGUCCAGGAGUGAAUCUUGGACUUCUCAGCCUCCAGAA
Messenger RNA from Cynocephalus volans (Philippine flying lemur), 3052 nucleotides. Its product is annotated as zinc finger protein 709-like. Gene Ontology annotation, biological process: regulation of DNA-templated transcription. The record is from RefSeq and is a predicted model, not a curated record. The transcript has 4 exons. Bases 96 to 1607 code for a protein of 503 amino acids. Lineage: Eukaryota; Metazoa; Chordata; Mammalia; Dermoptera; Cynocephalidae.